Dunckerocampus dactyliophorus (ringed pipefish) is the source of this 6596-nucleotide messenger RNA. RefSeq names its product tetratricopeptide repeat protein 39C-like. The record is from RefSeq and is a predicted model, not a curated record. Gene Ontology annotation, molecular function: protein binding. The coding region runs from base 2452 to 4191 and encodes 579 amino acids. Gene Ontology annotation, biological process: otolith morphogenesis; cilium assembly. Lineage: Eukaryota; Metazoa; Chordata; Actinopteri; Syngnathiformes; Syngnathidae. The transcript is spliced from 14 exons.
UGAAAAUUCAAUUUUUUUUUCUCUCGGUCUCUCGGAAGAUGUGCUCAUAAUUUUGGUUAAGAUUUUUUAGAUUAAUAUUAGGACUUUAUUGUAAUAUUUAAAAUGUAAAAUUACUGCUUUGUUUCAUUUUUUUGUUGUUUUUGUUAGUUUUCUUGUUUAACUGUAUUUUUAAAAUGUGCCAAGGGCCGAUAAAUCAGUCACGGGCCGCAAAUGGGCCCCAGGCCACACUUUGGACACCUCUGUAUGAGCAAAACACUCGAAGAGCAAAUAAAGUUUCAUGGUUUUGCACUAAUAGAAAGAUGUCAUAUGGGAAAGAUAAAGUGUUAAUUUAUUUUUUCAGAGAGUAAAAAACCCGUGUGGCACGAUUAAAAACUGGUAUUCUGAUCAAAUUAAUUAUUUUUGUCAAAUUAAUUUUUCGCAAAAUAUUUGUUUGAUCAAAAGGUUGGAAAUAAUUCCAUCAGAAGUAAUUAUUUUCUCCAUUUGCAAAAUGUCCUCUAUUCUUGGGUGUGGCAGGAUAAACAGACAGUAAAUUAGCAUAUCCGUUUAAAGCAUGCAUGCAGCAAACACUGGGACACUGCAUUUAAUGGUUACUUAACUUAAUGCGUGUCUGCCGAUAUCACUGUAUCAUUCUGUUAAAACGAUAGUCCAAUUUUAGUCCGCUACAAAAACACGCUGGUCUCUGCAAAAAUGAACCAAAGAAACUUUUUUUUCUUGGUGUGUCCGUCCGAUCGUUUUUUUUAAAUCUAACGUCAUCGCUGACGUGUACAAAACUUCAAUCCUUUUAUCGCGUUAAUAAUAAUGCAGUAUUGCACUGUACAUUGUGUGUGCAAACUCAGUACUUCCGGGUUGGCUUCCGAUCGCGUGAUACGUGUUUGAAAAAAAGUUUAUUCUAACCUAGGAGGGAGACGAGGCUGCUCGCGUGGCAAAUGAAUGCUAGCUUAAUGCUACCUACAUAUCCUGUACACGUAUUUAGCUAUUUUAUAUCCAAAUGAUAGAGUUGAACUGGAAACUGGGAUGCGGAUUGAUCCCAUUUGUGCUCACAUUUGCCUAGCAAUGAUACAAAAUGUUAACAUUUGUAAAAUCAAGUCUGUCAUGAAUUCUAUUUGGUAAAGCAUGACUUGAACUUUAAUUUGAUGCCUCAGUCACUUCUCUACCCCAAAUAUUAAAGAAGUUACAGCAGAUUUUAUACCGGAAAAUAGUGCUUUUGGUCCCCAUUGCUUUAACAUUGAGCCAAGACAAAAGGUGUGAUCGACUCAAGGACAACCGUACUAGAAAAUAUAUAACUGUCACUUAGGCUAUGAAAAUCUGUUUUAAAAGUCACCAGAGUAGCCAUUUACAUGUUUUUGAGAAUCGAAAAUUGUCUAAUUUUUCAGGUACAGUAUAUGCCUCACACUACAGUGCAGCAGCACGCUGAGUAUUCCUUUUUCACCCCACACUGCAAACGCGACAUGUAGUAUAUCCGGGCAAAAAACCCACAAAACGGCCAAUCUAAUGAAAUUUCGUCUACAGAUAGAUAUUAAGAUAAAUUCAUCUUCCAUAUAUCUUUUAUCUUCUUCUAUAGCGCCGGGCCAUGAAUUUGAAAGGCUUUAAUUUGUACUUACUUUUUCCAAGCACUUGAUGGGGUCCAACAGUCAAUAUAAAUCCGAUCCGAGAUUAAAGAUGAAGUAAUCUACGUAACAAACAUGUAUACGAAUGAAAACACACCCGAUAUCAUGUGAAAAAAUGCACUUUUAAGGACGUCCGCGAGAGACUCUCCUACAGAACGCGCACGGUCACUGUUAGAGCUUUUCAUCGCUAAAAUAUGGGUUUUGUAGCAUUGCUACAUUUGCCCCUGUCGGCCGCCGUAGCAUUAAUAUCGGCAGUGGCGAUACAGUGAGUAAGGUAGUUACGUGGUAUUGUUUUGAUGCCAGAAUUUGCAGUAUCGACCACCCCAAGUUUUCAAGUCCAGCCCCGUUAGUGUGCGUCAUGACGUAAUGCUCCAUGUGUCACAUUCUAUUGGCUGAGCAGUCUGGUGGAGUGGAUGCUGCUUGUUAUGAUUAUGUAAUGCACCGGAUGCUGCAAGACGGGCAGAACAAGGCAAGGAAGCAGAUGGAUGGAUGGAUAUAAGCAAGCAUGGAUGCAUGAAUGGAUGAAUACUUUCGAGUCAGAGUGAGUAGUGCGCAUCUUUCGUCAGCACAUAGGUGAAUGCAGCGUGCAUUGACGACUGUAAAUGCGUGCAUUGCAGCGUGAUCUCGCCGUCUGGAUAUCACUGGCCUCUCCCUGACUCUGACACACACACACACACACACACACACACAGGCGUGGAGUGUGCGCUAAACUGUACGACUGGGCGCCUUUCUCUGUUGGAAUUCCAUCAAGGUGGCGUUAAACCAAUGCGGCUUUGUUGCGGAGCAGCAGCAGCCUUUAUCAGCAUCAUCACCAUCUUCAUCCUCAUCACCUCCCUGACAACCAAUGGCAGGCCCCGAGCAGCAGCAGCAGCAGCAGGUGGAGGAGGAGGAGAAGGCCGAGCACUUAGAUGAUGCGGAGAUGGCGCUGCAAGGCAUUAACAUGCUGCUUAACAACGGCUUCAAGGAGAGCGACGAGCUCUUUAAGAGAUACAGGACCCAGAGCCCGCUGAUGAGCUUCGGGGCCAGUUUUGUCAGUUUCUUGAACGCCAUGAUGACAUUCGAGGAGGAGAAGAUGCAGACGGCCUGCGAUGACCUGAGGACCACGGAGAAGCUGUGUGAGAGCGACAGUGUUGGCGUGCUGGAGACAAUCAGAAACAAGAUCAAGAAGAGUAUGGACUCCCAUAGGUCGGGGGUCGUCGUCGUGGACCGCCUGCAGAGACAGAUCAUCGUAGCAGACUGUCAGGUCUACCUUGCCGUGCUGUCCUUCGUCAAGCAGGAGCUUUCAGCUUACAUCAAGGGCGGCUGGAUUCUGCGCAAGGCGUGGAAAAUGUACAACAAGUGCCACAGCGACAUCAGCCAGCUGCAGACCAGCUGCCAGCAGAGGUCGGUCACCCGCGGUGAGUUGCUCUCGGCUGACAACGCCAACCACAACGAGGCGGCGGUGGAGAACGGCGUGACGGCCGAGGCCCUGGACCGCCUCAAGGGCUCGGUCAGCUUCGGCUACGGCCUCUUCCACCUGUGCAUCUCCAUGGUGCCGCCGCACCUGCUGAAGAUCAUCAACCUGCUGGGCUUCCCCGGCGACCGCCUACAGGGCCUCUCCUCGCUGAUGUACGCCAGCGAAAGCAAGGACAUGAAGGCGCCGCUCGCCACGUUGGCCCUCUUGUGGUACCACACGGUCGUGCUGCCUUUCUUUGCGCUGGACGGCUCCGACACGCACGCCGGCCUGACGGAAGCCAAGGAGAUCCUGCAGAGGAAGUCGGUCGUUUACCCCAACUCCUCCCUCUUUAUGUUCUUUAAGGGGCGUGUCCACAGGCUGGAGUGUCACAUCAACAGCGCUCUGGCCUGCUUCCACGACGCAUUAGAACUGGCUUCCGACCAAAGAGAGAUCCAGCACGUGUGUCUGUAUGAGAUCGGCUGGUGCAGCAUGAUCGAGAUGAACUUCGAAGACGCCUACCAGUCGUUUGAGCGCCUGAAGAACGAGUCGCGCUGGUCGCAGUGCUACUACGCCUACUUGACGGGAGUGUGUCAGGGCGCCUCGGGUGACCUGGACGGGGCCAGCGGAGUCUUCAAAGACGUGCAGAAGCUGUUCAAGAGGAAAAACAACCAGAUUGAGCAGUUUGCCGUGAAAAGGGCUGAGAGGCUGAGGAAAAUUUCUCCCAGCAGAGAGCUUUGCAUCCUGGGCGUCAUUGAAGUGUUGUAUCUGUGGAAAGCUCUUCCUAACUGCUCCUCCUCCAAGCUGCAGAUCAUGAACCAAGUGUUGCAGCGCCUUGAUGACACGUCUUGCAGGGGCCUCAAACAUCUCCUGCUUGGAUCCAUCCACAAGUGUCAUGGCAACGUGAGGGACGCCGUGCAGGCUUUCCAGAUGGCUGCCAGAGACGAGUACGGGCGACAGAUUAAUUCCUACGUUCAGCCGUACGCCGUCUACGAGCUGGGCUGCAUACUGCUGGCCAAACCCGAGACUGUGGGCAAGGGGAGAUCAUUCCUACUUCAAGCUAAGGAUUUCACAGGCUACGACUUUGAGAACAGGCUUCACGUGCGCAUCCAUUCGGCGUUGGCCUCGCUGAAGGAAGUAGUGCCUCAGUGACUCCAAAAGGGGAGGCGGGCAUCGUUUUUACACCACGUGGUAGCCACCCUCCACGGAAACCUCGUAAGCCUCCAUACCCGGUGGUGAAUCUUCUUUGGGGGAAAUAUGCUUGUUUCUUAUCCACUUGAUAAGAUGCUUAAAAUACCCACAACAGGAACCGCCUUGAGUACACAUUGUGUGUUUCUCAAAAAAAAAAAAAAAAGCGGGAGAUAAGAUUUAUAUUUCCUUGCUAAACAUGUUAAGUAUGUUUAAAGUCAUCACUUUUAUGUUUGUGGAUGCACAAAAUGCAAUCAUGUGAGGCGAUAACGUCACUAGACGUACACAAAUCAUCACAUAAAUGAUAUCAUAUCUGUUAUAAUAUUUUAAAAUGAGAUUAUGAUGCAUAAUUCUGAUGUUAUUUCAAGGGGACAAGACCAAAAACAGCCUCCUAUCGUGUUUUAGAACGUCUCCACCCUGGCCUGACAGUGGGAUACACGACUUUUAAACUAGACGUGUUGAAGUAUUCAUCUACAGUGGUCUGGGAGUGACAGCAACAAUGUGCACUAUGCAUGGUACAUCAGGGUGUGACUUUCAAGUCUCAAAGGUACCCUUCAAGUCCAAAUACAGCACAUAGUGUAUGGUGCUGAAAGGUGCUGGUCAGUGACAAAUAAAUACGGCAGUGGAACCUCGGCUUUCGUACGCCCUGAGAAGCGUGUGUGAAUGCUGCUACACCAUUUUUCAUCUAUUUAUUCCUCUACUUCCUCUACUUCAGGCGCGUCCAAAGUGCCGCCUGGGGGCCAAUUUCGGCCCGUGGCUUUUUUUUUUUUUUUUAAUUAUUAUUUUUUUAUUUUUGGCCUGCUGGCACAUUCUAAAAAUAGAAUUUAACAAGAAAUCUAAAAAAAAAAAAGAAAAAAGUUGUAAUCUAACAGGAAAAGGUUGUAAUUUUACGAGAAUAACGUAAUAUUAUGAGGAAAACAACAUUUUAGUAUCAUAAAGUUGAAAUAUUAAAUUAAAAAAUAUUUUUUUACUUUUUUUUAAGUCGUAAUAUUAUGAGAAACAAACAACACAAAAUGAUGAUUUAUUUUGGAAAAUUGGGUUGGGGGCAAAAAGUUACAAUAUUAUGGGAAUAGGGUCAAAAUAUGGGAAUAGAAAUAUUAUGAGAAAAAAAAUUACAAGAAGAAAGUUGAAAUAGUUGGAAAAUAAAAAAAAAACAACAACACCAGAAAUGGAAAAAAUAGCUGUAAUUUUAAAAGAAUAAAAGAAAAUAUAGAAAUAUUAUUUAAGAGGAAAAUUUGGACAAUUAAAAAAAAAAACAGCAAAAAUGGGGUGAAAGACCAAAGUGGAUACUAAUAAUGGGCUUUUUCAGCUAUAUCACAAAGCUGAGAUGCUGUUACUCUUGAAAUAUUUAACAUCUUAGCAUAUCUGCUUUUAGAAAAUAUCAAAGUGGCCCUUGGGUCCUGUCAUUUUUCAGUUUGGACACCCCUGCUCUUUUUGUCCGCUAACUCCUCCCACAUUUCUCAACUGCCUCAAACCAUUCCGACAUCAAAAUGUUCAGCUCAUUCAGGACAUACUGUAUAGGCUAUCUAUCAAGAUUUUUUAAAUAAAAAAGUCAAUAUUUUCCGUGACAUUUUUCCCUGUUAAAAAUGAAUGGACAAUUUCAAAGUGGCCCCCAAUAAACUAUUGGUGGAAACGUAUUAUACGUUUAACAUUACAUGUAACAUUCUGCUCAUUCUGUGUACGGCGGCAUGGCUCAGGUCAUAGAGUGGUGGUUUCCCAACCUGAUGGUUGCAGGGUCCAUCCCCAGUCAGCAUCGAUUUCAGCACAUUUCUAGGAUAUUUCAAUAUUCCAGUUCAGCUUGAGCAUUUCUGCGUUCACAUGCAAUUUCUACUGAACCUGCUGCAUCGACUUCUCUAUGAAGUGUAUUUUUUGUUAAUAUUAUGGGGUGUCUGGACUGGAUUCAUUGGGUUUACAUUUAUUUCUCAUGUGAAAAAUGACUUUACACAUUCCGUUUUUUGUCGGACUUACUUACGAAAACCGAGGUUUCACUGUCCUUGUUUUAUUUGAGCAGUAUUUUCCUCACCGGAACCCUGUCGAGUGAUGGUAAUGUUUCUUUUUUUCCCCCCUGUCAUAUUUCCAAGUGUAAAAGAGAAGCGCGCUAAUGAAUUGGACAAAGCAUCUGCUGUAGUGUGUAAGUACUGUACUGUAAUAACAAACGGAGCCAAUGUGUGUCAAGAGCUGCAGUCAUUUUCUGUGUUUCCAAACCCAUGUUAGAGAUUGUGAAGCCCCCCCCCCCACACACACAUCCUCGUCGCUGUGUCGGAUGUAAACUGUGAUAAAUGUUGAGGUGGCCACAGGUCGGUGGUCGGUGUGUUGUGAGUAAAGUCAAGUCACUGUAACAUAACACACACUGUGGGGAGACUCCCAGU